AUCACUAUUUUUAUUUUAUUUUAAAAAUUAUAAACUUUUGAAAAAUAUUGUCACCCAUCAUCCUCUUCAUCUCCUUUAUUCUUCUGCCAUCACCCAAAACCUCCACCACAAUAGAAAAAACCAUAAUCCAAUUGACAAUUCCAAAUUCAAAUCAAAAAGCAAAAUUUAUAAGCAAGCAAAAGUUCCCAAAAUCACAAUCCUAAUUGAGGAAGCGCGUGAGGAGGGAUCGGAGACCAGAGCAAGUUCAAAGUUUCUUGACGGCGAUAGAAGCAAAAACAAGAUUGUCAUUACACGCGGAUGGCACAUGGAGUUUUACUCCUUUAGAUCCAACCCCUCGGCGUUGCAACGAAAUAAGAAUUUGUGCGAUUCCUCUGCUUCCUGUUUAUGGUGGAGUCAUCGUGGAGAUUGUGAGUUCCAUGUUGGACCUCUGUGUGCCGCAGGUACGGGCCCUCAUGCGCGCCCUAGCUCGUGAAGAUGAUCGUGGCGCUCCCCGACGCCAAGCACAAGACCCUCAUGCAUCUAUGUGUGUUCACUUUCGAAAAAUGGAUUUGUGUAGAGAGCGUUGUGAAUCAAUGUUUCGAAACUAAGAUUGUGUGUUAACACUGUAAGUGAUAGAACACUUGAUGAUCGGCUAUGUAAUUUUGAGAAUAAAGACUCAAACUGCUUGUUGGUAAAAAAAAAAAAGGUUUCUUUAGACAAAAGCAUAUUUUUGGGUGGUUUUCAACCGCGGAAAAUUGUUUACUUUAUUCUAGCAAAAUAAUUUAUGACUGUUUUUUACCGUCGGAAAUUUAAACGCCACUAAACGUGACGACACAUCAUCAUUCAAGUGUGCUUUUUGAUGGCAGGAAAUAAAAUCCUUGAUGAGAUAAAAGUUUAGGUAAUAAGGUUGGUUUAAAAAAAUAUGAUUAAAGAACUAAAAGUGAAAACUUAAAAAAAAAAUGAAAAAUAAAGAACAUAAUUAAUCCAUAUUUUAUUUCUUCUCGAAAACCAUAGCUUACUCUCUCUCUCACAUUAUCCAUCUUUGUUCCAGACUUAGUUUUUCUGCGAGCUUUCUCCCUUGACACUCAUACAGCCGAGGACAAUGUCAGGUGUUCCUCUCUUCAAUCUCGCUCCUAAUCUCACUGUCUCGAGGCUCUGCUUAGGAACCAUGACUUUCGGGGAGCAGAACACGCUGGCGGAGUCGUUUCAGCUUCUGGACCAAGCCUUCCAUGCCGGCAUCAACUUCUUCGACUCCGCCGAAAUGUAUCCUGUGCCUCAGCGCCCUCGCACGUGCGGCAGGAGCGAAGAGUAUCUCGGCCGUUGGAUUUCACAACGAAAAAUCCCCAGGGAUAGCCUCGUAAUUGCAUCUAAGGUUGCUGGACCUUCUGGGCAGAUGACUUGGAUUAGAGGUGGUCCUAAAUGUUUGGAUGCCGAUAAUAUUACUGAAGCCAUUGAUAAUAGUUUGUCGCGGAUGCAAAUGGAUUAUAUUGAUCUUUAUCAAAUUCAUUGGCCUGAUCGUUAUGUUCCAAUGUUUGGAGAAACUGAGUAUGACCCGGUCCAACAAUAUGCUUCAAUUAGUAUAGAUGAACAACUUGAAGCUCUCAGUGCAGCUGUGAAAGCUGGGAAGAUCAGAUUUGUUGGUCUUAGUAAUGAAACACCUUAUGGCUUGAUGAAGUUUAUUCAGGUUGCUGAAAAAUAUGCUUCACACCUGAAGAUAGUAUCAUUGCAGAAUUCAUAUAGCCUGCUGUGUAGAACUUUUGAUUCUGCAAUGGCCGAAUGCUGCCAUCAUGAGAGAAUUAGUUUGUUGGCCUACAGUCCCCUAGCAAUGGGUAUACUUUCAGGGAAAUAUUUUUCCCCAGGCGGUGGUCCAACAGAUGCUCGUUUAAAUCUUUUUAAAGGGAAGUAUUCAGAAGGAGAAUCUAGGUACAACUUGUCCAAUAAAAUUAUAAAGGCAGCUACCGUGAAAUACCUUAAUAUUGCAAAAACACAUGGUCUUCAUCCUGUAUCUCUGGCUAUAGCUUUUGUUUUGCGACACCCCCUUGUUGCUAGUGCUGUUUUUGGGGCCACCAAAUCAUGGCAGCUUCGGGAGGUUCUAAAUGCAUGCAAGAUUGAGCUCACAUUUGAAGUAAUUGAAGAAAUUAACAAGAUUCAUUCAAGGUUUCCAAAUCCAUGUCCCUGAAGAAUGCAAAUUAUUAAUUAAUAAUUAUGAUGAAUAUGUUUGAAAAUUAGGUGAAAAAUUACUUUUGAAGAAAAAAAUUACUUUUUAAAAGGAUUAGGAUUUUUCAUUUUGUUUUUAUUCAUUAGAUCUGUAUUAAAAUGUGUGGAACAAUAAUUUCAACCA
Molecule: messenger RNA, 2320 nt
Organism: Glycine soja
Lineage: Eukaryota; Viridiplantae; Streptophyta; Magnoliopsida; Fabales; Fabaceae
Product: protein tas-like
Exons: 12
Coding region: 1082-2158 (358 amino acids)
Molecular function (GO): oxidoreductase activity
Source: RefSeq, a predicted model, not a curated record